This is a messenger RNA of Verticillium nonalfalfae, 456 nucleotides long. RefSeq names its product ribosomal 40S subunit protein S13 (gene RPS13). Gene Ontology annotation, biological process: translation. Bases 1 to 456 code for a protein of 151 amino acids. The transcript has 4 exons. Gene Ontology annotation, molecular function: structural constituent of ribosome; small ribosomal subunit rRNA binding. Gene Ontology annotation, cellular component: nucleolus; ribosome; cytosolic small ribosomal subunit. NCBI's taxonomy places the organism in Eukaryota, Fungi, Ascomycota, Sordariomycetes, Glomerellales, Plectosphaerellaceae. The record is from RefSeq and is a predicted model, not a curated record.
AUGGGUAGAAUGCACAGCAAGGGCAAGGGCAUCAGCUCCUCUGCUAUCCCCUACUCGCGCACCGCGCCCUCGUGGCUCAAGACCAACCCCGACCAGGUCGUCGACCAGAUCUGCAAGCUGGCCAAGAAGGGUGCCACCCCCUCGCAGAUUGGUGUUGUCCUCCGUGACUCCCAGGGCAUUGCCCAGGUGAAGAUUGUCACCGGAAACAAGAUCCUCCGCAUCCUGAAGUCCAACGGCCUCGCCCCCGAUCUUCCUGAGGAUCUUUACAUGCUCAUCAAGAAGGCCGUCGCCGUCCGCAAGCACCUCGAGCGCAACCGCAAGGACAAGGACUCCAAGUUCCGCCUCAUUCUCAUCGAGUCGCGUGUCCACCGUCUUGCCCGCUACUACAAGACCGUCGGCGUCCUGCCCCCCACCUGGAGGUACGAGAGCGCCACUGCCAGCACCAUCGUCGCUUAA